Monopterus albus (swamp eel) is the source of this 2251-nucleotide messenger RNA. RefSeq names its product glucoside xylosyltransferase 2 (gene gxylt2). Lineage: Eukaryota; Metazoa; Chordata; Actinopteri; Synbranchiformes; Synbranchidae. Bases 223 to 1572 code for a protein of 449 amino acids. Gene Ontology annotation, molecular function: UDP-xylosyltransferase activity. The record is from RefSeq and is a predicted model, not a curated record. Gene Ontology annotation, biological process: protein O-linked glycosylation via N-acetylgalactosamine. The transcript is spliced from 7 exons.
UAUAAUAGCGCGAUAAUAGGACAGUCAUUACGGUAAUGCUGGAGAAGCCACGCCUCCGCUGUGUAAUCCUCCAUGGACGAUGAGAAGCUCCUCUCCGCUCUCCAGCAUCAUCUGCAGUAACGGGGUGCAGGAACAAAAUGUUAACUCGGGCUGUUCUUCCUCACUAGCAGACAUGAACGGAGUCCCGUCUGUCUCUUCCACCCGCUACAAAUCGCCCUCAACAUGCGGAUCCAUUGCAAAGUAGUUGUGAUCGCCGUGUGUUUCGGAGUUUUCCUACUUUUGUACUUUUUGGGGGGCAACGCCGCGGACGAUCCGCUGUUGAAAGAAGUUCUAGAGGAGGAGGAGGAGGAGGAGGACAGGAACUCUUCCCCGUCACCUCCGGAGCUCGGACGCGAAAUUGUAGCAAACUUUGCCAGGAGAUCAUCCGAUGGAGUCGGCGUACGUGCGGAAGAGCCUCUCAUGGGGCGAAAAGAAGAGAAAGAGACCAAAAGAAGGGCCAGCGUGAAUGCAAAGAGUAAACCUCAGAGUAAUGUGGCCCGACCUGUGACCAAGCACACCCAGGCUGAAGAGUUCAUGCAUUUGGCUGUGGUGGCCUGUGGGAAUCGUCUGGAUGAGACCCUUAACAUGAUCAAAUCUGCCCUUCUGUUCAGCCUCAAGAAGAUCAAAUUUCACAUUUUUGCCGAGGACCCUUUGGCCCCACAGUUUAAAGAAAGGCUGAACCAGUGGCCUCGCUCCAUCUCAGGCAGAUUCCAGUACAGGAUCUACCCCAUCACCUUCUCUGUUGGGAACGCUGACGAGUGGAAGAAGCUCUUCAAGCCCUGUGCUGCUCAGAGACUCUUCCUGCCUGUCAUCCUGAAGGAUGUGGACUCAUUACUCUACGUGGACACUGAUGUGCUGUUUCUGCGGGCCAUGGAUGAUAUCUGGAGUUUUCUUAAGUCCUUCAACAACACCCAGCUUGCAGCAAUGGCCCCAGAGCAUGAGGUCCCCAAGAUAGGCUGGUACAGCCGCUUUGCACGCCACCCUUUCUAUGGUAUCACAGGGGUCAACUCUGGUGUCAUGCUGAUGAACCUCACAAGGAUCCGAAGCACAAUGUUCAAAAACAGUAUGAUCCCCAGUGGCCUUUCUUGGGAGGAUCUUCUACAUCCACUCUAUCAAAAAUACAAGAACCACAUCACCUGGGGGGACCAGGACCUCCUCAACAUUAUCUUUCAUUACAACCCAGAGUGUCUCUUCAUCUUUCCCUGCCAGUGGAACUACAGGCCAGAUCACUGCAUGUAUGGGAGUAACUGUAAAGAGGCUGAGAAGGAGGGCGUGUCUAUCCUCCACGGCAACCGUGGCGUGUAUCAUGAUGACAAGCAGCCCGCAUUUAAAGUAGUCUAUGAUGCAAUACGUGGUUUUUCUUUUAAGGACAACAUGUUCCAGUCGCUCUUCUACCCCAUCCAGACCAAGUUCCUGGACACAGUCAACACCCUGUGUGGUCGGAUUCCUCAAGUCUUCCUUAAGCAGAUAGAGAAAACCAUGAAGAAAGUAUAUGAGGAGAGAGUAAUUCGACAUGUCAGACCACACAAAUAACUGAUGGAGAAACGGACUCACUGUUUUACCUGGCAGCACCAAGGUCCAUCUUGCUGUGGAUUAUGUGACACACCAACAUUUCACAGAUUGAACUAGCGGCUCUGUGUUUGCAGUGUGUUCAACACGACACUCCUUGUAAUGGUCUUAUGAACAUUAUGAUCCUCCAGUGAUGAUACAAUAAGCCUAUGUAGGCAGACAAGCAUACAGUGCUGUUCAGUGAUGCUGUCGAAUAGGUUUGCCUUACUGUUGUCCUAAACCUUUUACAACCCACUUACAGUGAUGAAAUGUAUGAGGAAAGAUACAGUGGGAUAAAUGACUUCAUGGAUUCAUUUUUUGUCAAGAAUAAUUAAAUUUCAGCUCCUCCUUAUGUUUAAAAGUUAAAGGCAUGUUUUUAUCAUCUAUCUUCUUAUUUUUCCUCAUGAAUAUACACUAAACAAAGUCAACUUGGGACUUUGCAAAGCUUUACUACAUGAUGUAGUAGAUUUAAAAACCACUCUUUUAAAAUUGUGAAUGUUUUACCAGCAAAUACCUUGAAAUGUGAGUUUGUGUGAAUGAGAAGCGUUGUAAAUCCCUGGUCUGUUCUGCAGUUGCCAAAUGCCACUGGCAGUAUUAAAUACAACAUGACAAGGGAAAUAUGGAAUUUUAUGUUACAUGCUGAAUGUUAAAAUGCACCUAAAAA